GAUAACAUAAUAGAAAUAACUCGUAAAUAGGUACGCUGUUGACUGUGUGUAUGAAAUAUAUAAUAUUUACUUGCAACUAGUAGAAAAGUUACUCGCUUAAAUUUAGCCAUGAAAGUCGCUGAUAACAUUAACCCUAACGUGUACGAGAAGGGCUCGGUAAGAGAAGUUACUAAAAGCGAUCUAGAUGAAGAGCUGAAAGAUGAUUUUGAUCAACGUGAAAUUUUUGAUAUCAUACGAAACAUCAGCGACCCAGAACAUCCUUUGACUUUAGAAGAACUUCGUGUAGUCGAGGAGAGCAAUGUUAUUAUUGAUAAUGAAAAUAAUAUGGUACAUGUGUACUUUACACCAACAAUUCCCCAUUGCAGCAUGGCAACGUUGAUAGGUCUUUCAAUUCGAGUCCAGCUUCUCCGAGCCCUACCAAGUAGGUUCAAAGUGACUGUUGAGGUGACAGAAGGAACUCAUGUAUCAGAACAUGCAGUAAACAAACAGCUAGCAGAUAAAGAAAGAAUUGCAGCUGCAUUAGAGAAUAACAACUUAGUGCAAAUUAUUAAUCAGUGUGUUCGAUCUGUUUAGAGUAUAAUGUGUAUAUUAAGUUACAUUCUAAAGUUUAAUAACAUAAGUGUAAAAGGAGUUGGAUUAGUACAUGUCUGUUACACUCUGUGACUGAAUUUUUAUAUGGAAAUAAAGUUGUAGAUGUCAGCACCUAUAUGUAAAUAUAUAUAAUAAAAU
Molecule: messenger RNA, 729 nt
Organism: Pieris rapae (cabbage white)
Lineage: Eukaryota; Metazoa; Arthropoda; Insecta; Lepidoptera; Pieridae
Gene: galla-2
Product: MIP18 family protein galla-2
Exons: 2
Coding region: 109-573 (154 amino acids)
Biological process (GO): iron-sulfur cluster assembly
Cellular component (GO): cytosolic [4Fe-4S] assembly targeting complex
Source: RefSeq, a predicted model, not a curated record